GGACCCUGACAGUGUGGUGCUGUGCGUGCUGGCCACUGAUGAGGAGGAUGAAGGUGACAUCGCCCUGCAAAUCCACUUCACCCUUAUCCAGGCUUUCUGCUGUGAUAAUGACAUCCAUAUUCUGCGUGUCCUGGGCAUGCAGCGCCUGGCCACCAUCCUGGGUGAGCCUGAGCCCGGCACCGAGCCCCGUGACCUCCACUGCCUCUUAGUCACGAACCCACACACAGAUGCCUGGAAGAGCCAAGGGUUGGCAGAGGUGGCCAAUUACUGCACUGAGAGCCGUGACAAGAAUCAGUGGGUGCCGUAUGUGUGUCUGCAGGAGCGCUGA
Molecule: messenger RNA, 328 nt
Organism: Nestor notabilis (Kea)
Lineage: Eukaryota; Metazoa; Chordata; Aves; Psittaciformes; Psittacidae
Gene: GADD45B
Product: growth arrest and DNA-damage-inducible, beta
Exons: 2
Biological process (GO): regulation of cell cycle
Cellular component (GO): cytoplasm; nucleus
Source: RefSeq, a predicted model, not a curated record